Messenger RNA from Saprolegnia diclina VS20, 979 nucleotides. RefSeq lists its product as hypothetical. The record is from RefSeq and is a predicted model, not a curated record. Gene Ontology annotation, biological process: spliceosomal snRNP assembly. The transcript has a single exon. NCBI's taxonomy places the organism in Eukaryota, Oomycota, Saprolegniomycetes, Saprolegniales, Saprolegniaceae. The annotation marks the transcript as partial. Gene Ontology annotation, cellular component: SMN complex; nucleus.
GAUGGACGAUGCUGUGCUGCCCGUUGACGCAGUGUCGCCUGAGGUCCUCGCCGAGUACACGUACCGAGCCAACGCGCAGUUGCCGCCAGCAGACGCGCAGGAGUACCUCUGGCGGGUGCGGCAUGAGGCGGCGUCGCUGCCCGACGUCACCGCAGUAGCCAUUGCGUCGUUGCCACCGCCCGCGCCCACGACGAUCCACGACAUCUUCCUGCCGGACCUGCCGCCAUUCCCUGCGAAUCGCGGGCUCUCGGCCGCGCAGGCCAUGGAGAUCACGUCCGACUUUGCCGACGUCCGACAGUACCUCGUGCACGUCGAGACAAGCUAUAGUAUUCCGCGCACCAUGAUUGUGCCCAAGCUAGGCGACGAAGAUGGAUGGCGCAAGGUCUUUGCCUCGACGCCGCCGCACGUGCGCACCUUGGUGCAAAUGGACCAGAUCAUGACGCGCCGGCUGCUGCACACGAUGCUUCAUUGGCUCGAGGACGACGACGACGUCCCCGCGCUCUCGCGACUGCGCGCCGUGUGGCUCUACGCGCUCCUGGCUCGCCUCGACAAGCUGCUUCUUGCAGACAUGGAUGCGUGCGUCCGGGACAUCUUCCGGUGGUGCUGGCGUGCACGUAGCCUCGCCCCGUCGACGGCCAACGUUGACGCGCUCAACGCUGUGCUAUGUAUCUGCGGCUUCUUUGGCCAAGGCGAGUGAUGAGUCAGUCGUCGGCUUGGUAAUGUACCGGUAUUUCAGUAGCUGUGCCCCACGGUGGAAUCUCGACUGUGGUCGUGGCUCGUCAUUGUAGAGCGGAAUAAGCAGCGUACAUUCAUAGUACUCGUUGCAAGAGCCUUGAAUCCUCGUAGAAGUGAGUGGCACACAGGACGACCAGAUCCUCCAAAUGGGCGCAGCGCAAGGGCGUCGUUGCAGCCACGACCGCGACAGCCCAUGCUCCUUGUCUCGUCUUUCGUACCUCGUGCAAAUGCCUCUCUCGGCUGC